AUGUUUUCUUUUGAAUCGUUUGUUCGCAAAAUUUUUCCUUUCCUUGAUCGAAGGAGUGAGAAACGAGAUCUGGUUAAUUCUUCUUCUUCUUCUUCUUCUUCUUCUUCUUCUUUCUCACUUCUUUUUUCUUCCUCACUUACUCUACUUUCUUCUCUCUCACUUCUUCUCUCUCACUUCUUUUCUCUCACUUCUUCUUCCUCUUCUUCUUUCAUCUUUCUUUUCUCUCACUUCUUCUUCCUCUUCUUUUAUCUUUCUUUUCUCUCACUUCUUCUUCCUUUCUUUCUCUUUUUUCUUCUUCUUCUUUCUUCCCCUUCUUUUUCACUUCUUCCUCUCCUUUCUUCACAAUUUCUCUCACUUCAUUUAUCUCUCUCAUUACUUAUGUUUUCUUUAUUACAUCAUUUCCUCUUCUUUCGAAUUUCUUUUCUCUUAUUUCUUCUUCUUCUCCUUCCUUCUCUCUCUUCUUCUUCUUCUCCUUCCUUCUCUCUCUUCUUCUUCUUGUUAUUCUUUCUUCUCUCUUCUUUCUUCUUUCUCAUGUAUUGUUUCUCAUCUGUUCUUUUUCUUCUUCCUCUCUUUUCUUCUUUAUUCACUCUCACUUCUUCUUUCUUCUCUUUCCUUUCUUCUUCUUCUUCUUCUUCUUCUUCUUCUUCUUCUUCUUCCUCUUCUUCUUCUUCUUUCGCUUCUUUCUCUUUGAACUGUCUUCCUGGCCCCAUCCUUUCCAGACAACUUUGA
Acanthosepion pharaonis is the source of this 729-nucleotide messenger RNA. The record is from the annotation of a GenBank genome assembly. Lineage: Eukaryota; Metazoa; Mollusca; Cephalopoda; Sepiida; Sepiidae.